CCCUUUAAAAAUCCAGAGUUGCGGGGGCGGGCGGCUGUGUGUGGAGCGGAGCCGGAGAGCGGCUGCUGGGAACGAGGGGUGAGCGGGAAGGAUGUUCUCAUCCGUGAAGCCCUAUGAAAAUCAGCGGUACUCAUCUUUGAAGAAGGACUGUCAGAGAAGGAAGAUCCUGUUUGAAGAUCCGCUCUUUCCAGCCAACGAUGACUCGCUCUUCUACAAGACUAGGAUUCAGGGGAUACAAUGGAAGCGACCCAAAGACAUCUGUGAGGACCCCCACCUCUUUGUGGAUGGAAUCAGCUCCCAUGACUUACACCAAGGGCAGGUGGGCAACUGCUGGUUCGUGGCCGCCUGCUCAGCGUUGGCGUCCAGAGAAGCCCUGUGGCAGAAGGUAAUUCCGGAUUGGAAAGAGCAGGAAUGGUCCUCGGAAAAACCGCAAAGCUACGCCGGGAUUUUCCAUUUCCAGUUCUGGCGUUUUGGCCGGUGGAUCGACGUGGUGAUUGACGACCGCCUGCCGACGCUCCAUAACCAACUCAUCUACUGCCACUCCAACUCCAAGAACGAAUUCUGGUGCGCCUUGGUGGAAAAAGCCUAUGCGAAACUCUCAGGAUGCUACGAAGCCUUGGAUGGAGGCAACACGGGCGAUGCCUUGGUGGAUUUUACUGGUGGGGUCUCGGAGCCCAUUGACCUGGUCGAAGGAGGCUACAGCAGUGACGAGGACAAACGAAACCUCCUUUUCGAGAGGGUGCUGAAGGUCCAUAACCGAGGAGGCCUCAUCAGCUGCUCCAUCAAAGCCGUGUCGGCUGCCGAUAUGGAAGCUCGGCUGGACUGUGGCCUGGUGAAAGGACAUGCCUAUGCGGUCACCGAUGUCAGGAAAGUCCGCCUUGGCCACGGCUUGCUGGCCUUCUUCAAGUCCGAGAAGCUGGACAUGAUCCGGUUGAGGAACCCUUGGGGGGAGCGAGAGUGGAACGGCCCAUGGAGUGACACCUCGGAGGAAUGGCAGAAAGUCAGCAGCGGUGAACGGGAGAAACUAGGAAUGACCGUGGACGAUGAUGGCGAGUUUUGGAUGGCCUUUGAUGACUUCUGUAGAUACUUCACCGACAUCAUCAAAUGCCGCCUGAUCAACACGUCCUACCUGAGCAUCCAUAAGACGUGGGAAGAAGCCGUCUUGAAGGGCGCCUGGACGCGGCACGAAGACCCUUUGAAGAACCGCUGUGGAGGCUGUAUCAACAACCGGGAUACUUUCCUGCAAAACCCCCAGUAUGUUUUCAAUGUGAAGAAAGCAGAGGACGAAGUUUUGGUUUGCAUCCAGCAAAAGCCCAAACGGACCAGCCAGAAGGAAGGGAAAGGAGAGAACCUCGCCAUAGGAUUUGACAUCUUCAAGGUGGAACUCAACCGGACGUACCGAAUGCACAGUUUACAGACCAAAGUUGCCGCCUCCGUCUACAUCAAUUCUCGUAGUGUCUUCCUGAGGACAGACCUGAAAGAAGGUCGCUAUGUCAUCAUACCGACCACCUUCGAUGCUGGCCACGUGGCCGAGUUCCUGCUCAGGCAGUUCACAGACGUGCCUUCUGAGUGCCAAGAACUGACCUUGGACGAGCCCCCUCACACCUGCUGGAGUGGAAUAUGUGGCUAUCCCCAAUUGGUGUCCCAGGUCCACGUCAUCUCGGCUUCCGGCCUCAAGAACCAUGGCUCCGAAGAAGGCGUGGAUCCCUAUGUGAUCAUAAAGUGUGAAGGGGAGAAAGUCCAAUCACCAGUCCUGAAGAACACUCUGACGCCAGAAUUUGAUGUAAAAGGACUUUUCUACCGCAAGAAACCAGGGAAGCCGGUCAUAAUUCAGAUCUGGAACCACAACCUGAUCACAGAUGAGUUUCUGGGUGAAGUCGCCAUGGCCGGAGACCCCAACGAGCUUCACCCUUUGCACAUUCUCCACCUCCAAGAGCGAGGGAACAAACGGGUUUCGGAAUUGCCCGGCGUUCUUAAGGUUCAGUUGCUGAGUAGCAACGUUCUCACUAGCAUCUGAGACACACGAGGUGGUGGUGGUGGUGGCCUUUUCUGCUCUUCCCCAUCUUCCAUUAUUCCUCUAAGUGUGUCUCUCUUUGUGUGCCCGUCCGUGUCUCCAUACUGUGCAUGCCUUCACUUUGGAAACGGGACCAGCCCUUCUAAGUUCAGCCUGGUUUGGUUUUGGUUUUUUUUCCACAAUUUGACACAAAAGGUGCCUUUUUUCAAAGAAGCCAAAAUGCGGUGUUUUGCUUCAGUUUUUUUUUUUUU
Molecule: messenger RNA, 2265 nt
Organism: Crotalus tigris (Tiger rattlesnake)
Lineage: Eukaryota; Metazoa; Chordata; Lepidosauria; Squamata; Viperidae
Gene: CAPN5
Product: calpain 5
Exons: 13
Coding region: 92-2017 (641 amino acids)
Biological process (GO): proteolysis
Cellular component (GO): cytoplasm
Molecular function (GO): calcium-dependent cysteine-type endopeptidase activity
Source: RefSeq, a predicted model, not a curated record